AUGAUUGGUGAGACGAAAAGUGUGGCAGAUGUUGAUGUUGAACGACGCAUGGCAACUGGUACAUUCAAAUACGUAACACCUACACCACCGGCCGUAUUCAUCGAUUCGACAAAUUUCACGAUAGACUUUUCUGAACGUAAGUUUUUACAUGUUGGUCUGGAUCAGACAAAGAAAUUCGAUGUGUCAAUUCUUAUAAUUACACCAUCACGCUUUGUUAAAAUAUCUACGGACUUCUUAAGACGUAUUUAUUCUUUGAUGGGGCAAAUUUUAUCGUAUAUUCUCGAUACUGCUGUUCAAUAUAAAAGGUUUAUUUUGCUCGAAACCGAGUCUAUUUCGAUCUCAAGUAUGGGAUAUAAAGGAGAAACCGUACUAGUUAUUGAAUCGAGAACCGAAAUCGGAUGUCGAAUUUUACUUAACCGAAAGGAUCUUAUGGUGAUUCAACAUUUGGAGACUAUUUUUGAAAGUGCGUCAAGAAAAAUAAGUUUUAUCAAACCUAUGGUACAAGAUCAAAUUGAGAAAAUUGCCGUACAUUUUUCCUUUUUGCAUAGUGGGAAAACAUGUUUUAUGGAUGACAUGAUCGCGAUUAUUGCAAGCAACCACGGUGAAAACAUACAAAAAACAAAACAUUGUAUAUUAAACGAGUUAAUAUUAUUCGCAACUCAGCAGAUUGCCACGCGUUGGUUUGAAAUAUAUAAAUAUAAUGUCAUCAACAGAGCAAAAGUCUACAACAUCUCUUGA
Messenger RNA from Melanaphis sacchari, 738 nucleotides. RefSeq lists its product as uncharacterized. The transcript is spliced from 2 exons. Bases 1 to 738 code for a protein of 245 amino acids. The record is from RefSeq and is a predicted model, not a curated record. NCBI's taxonomy places the organism in Eukaryota, Metazoa, Arthropoda, Insecta, Hemiptera, Aphididae.